Pelmatolapia mariae (spotted tilapia) is the source of this 2247-nucleotide messenger RNA. It is a transcript of the gene cyld2, whose product is annotated as cylindromatosis (turban tumor syndrome) 2. The record is from RefSeq and is a predicted model, not a curated record. The transcript is spliced from 12 exons. Gene Ontology annotation, molecular function: cysteine-type deubiquitinase activity; K63-linked deubiquitinase activity. Gene Ontology annotation, biological process: protein K63-linked deubiquitination. Gene Ontology annotation, cellular component: cytosol. NCBI's taxonomy places the organism in Eukaryota, Metazoa, Chordata, Actinopteri, Cichliformes, Cichlidae.
AUGGAGCCCAGAACUGUUUUAAACGAGAAGUUUUUCAUCGUCACUCGCGGGAAGUCGAGGAAAGGUUUCUGCCGAGGAUGUAUCGGGCGCAUAGAGUCGGAGACGAAGCGUGGAGAGUUCGUGGGGCUCCUGUACGGCGGGAACAGCAACCCAGGGACCCCCAAGAACGGGGGCCUGGUGAGGAUAGAGGACAUGUACCCGCUGACCCGCCACCAGGCACAGCUCCUGCUCUUCAUUUCCAGCGCAAGCAGACGCCUGGAGCUGCUCUGUAACCCGCAACUGUUCUCUGCCAUCUGUGAGCUGUCUCAGGACGACCUGGUGGUGGUGAAGCACAAGAACGGACACCUUCCCGGUUUGGUGAAGAACUUGAUGCAAAUCGGACGGAAAGACAAUAAAGACGACCUGUACAUGCUUGCCUUUGAAGUGGAAUUUGUGGACACCGAUCAUACUUUGUCAUCCAAGAAACCUCCUCUGUCCCUUUUCAGUGCUGCAGACAUCAUCCAGGUGGUCCCAUCUUACUCUGUCCCCCUCGGACUGCAGUGGAAAGAUGCCAUUUGUGGGGGUUUAAACAGAAAGGCGGUGACACGCAACAGCUGCAUUGCAAACAUCGGAUCUCGUGCACAGCCGGCGACAGAGAAUCACACGGAGCAGAGUUUGAUUCAGAACCAGAGUCUGAGCUCAGUGCCUUUGGAGGUGGGAUCCAUGGUGGAGGUGGUUUCCAACUCAGGGAUCACAGUGUACGGGGUCAUCCGGUGGUUGGGUGUCCCUGGAGGAAAGACUGGUGAAUGGGCUGGCAUUGAACUGGACUACGACGUUAAGGGCUGCUCUGAUGGGAUGUAUGGUGGUCAGCGGUUUUUCACUUGCAAGGAGAAAAGAGCUUUGUUUGUUCCCAUCACAAAGUGCAGCCCCGAUGGCAGGUUUCUAAGUGCGUCUACAGGAAAAGAGAUCCUCAAAUCCACUGACACCACUCCAGUUCCUCCAUAUGAAGACACGGACGAAGAUGUGCCACCUAUCCCUGAAUCCGAGGCGCCGUCUUUGUUAGUGGGAAAAAUGAAAGGGAUUCAGGGACACAUUAACUCCUGUUACCUUGAUGCCACACUCUUCAGUUUGUUCAGCUCAUCUGUGACCCUGGAUGGUAUCUGCAAGAAGCCUGCUGACACAGACCAACCCAUAACCUGCACCCUGAGAGCAAUAGUGAACCGUUUACGCAGACAAGGCUUCGUCCCUGCAGAGAGUGUGAUGAAUUUUCGGACACAUCUUGGCUGUGACACUUUUCGGACAGAGGAAAAAGGUACGCGCCCGUAUCUUGAAAUACAUUAUAAGAUAAUUUAAAAAAUCUGAGGGCUUCUUUUCAGAUUUAUUUAUCUGUUCUUUUUUAAACUGCCUCGCCUCACUGUAGAUCCAGAGGAGUUCAUCACAGUCCUCUUUCAAAAGGUGCUUUGCAUGGAGCCUCUGCUCAAACUCAGAUCGAAACGAGAAACGUCCCAGGGUGCCUACACCUUCCAGAUCUUUCUGGAGAAGGAGCAGAUGGGACAGAUACCCACGGUCCAACAGCUGAUGGACACAUCCUGCCUGUCAGGUGACCUUAAAUUUGAAACGAUGCCGUCCUGUCUAAUAGUUCAGAUGCCGAGGUUUGGAAACAAAUAUAAGAUGUUUUCUCACAUUAUUCCCUCCUUGAAGCUGGACAUCACAGAUCUCCUAUACAACUCUCCGAGGGAGUGCUUUGUCUGUGGGCGUUUGGCAGAGUACGAGUGUCUUCAGUGUCUGCCAGAUCGCAAACUGCAGCCAGGGAGAAUCAAACAGUACUGUACCACCUGUAAUGCACAGAUGCACAACCAUCCCUCACGACAAGGCCACUCUCCCAGUGCUCUAGCAGUACCAGUAGGAGUUCCCACCGAUACUCCUGUUCCCAGGCACACAAUGGAGCUGUUUGCUGUACUCUGCAUUCAAACCAGCCACUACGUGUCCUUUGUCAAAUAUGGCUCUGACGCUCACUCCUGGAUCUUCUUUGACAGCAUGGCAGACAGAUGUGGUGACGAUCAAAGUGGCUACAACAUUCCAGAGGUCCGCGCUUGUCCGGAGCUGGGUGAUUUCCUGAGUCAGCCAGAGGAAGAGCUGUCUCAGGCCAACCCAUCCCAGGCUCCUGAGCUGGUGCGCAGGCUGCUGUGUGACUCCUACAUGUUUUUAUACCAGAGCUCAACCACGUGCUUUGAAAGCCAAACAGUUAGGAGCCUUAAAUGCGUGUGA